Stereum hirsutum FP-91666 SS1 is the source of this 543-nucleotide messenger RNA. RefSeq lists its product as uncharacterized. The coding region runs from base 1 to 543 and encodes 180 amino acids. Lineage: Eukaryota; Fungi; Basidiomycota; Agaricomycetes; Russulales; Stereaceae. The transcript has 7 exons. The record is from RefSeq and is a predicted model, not a curated record.
AUGGCCUUCGCGUUCAGGCUUCUGACUGUUUCUUGCGGGGUCUCUGACCCUUUCCUCCUCUUACAAUCCCGCACACCGAACUUGGACUCGUACGUUUCAAUCCCAGCUGUGGCCGACACCAAAGUUCAGUGUUCUUCCGAAUUGUUACACGUUCUGAUUUCUAACAUGCAGCUCAUUCACCAGCACGUUGAAGAGAUCGGCGGGUACAGGCGCAUCGUCGACAUCAAUGUCCCUGACACCCUCUGGAAGAAGAAAACCAAGAAGAACCGUCGCCAAAUCCGCCACUGUAAAGACUACUGUCUUUUUUUCGUGUUCGACGAGUUUCAUCUCUCGAUAUCCGAGGGAGAUACGCACAUAGUAGUUGACGUCGACGGUUCUGGAUGGCACAACAACUGGCAUAUGCUAGAUGACGGAACCUGGACGCGGGUGGAGCAUUACUGCGUCAGGGUUCAGAUUAACGGGGAGGGUCGCGGUCAGCUCUCAGAGAUUCGAGGUGUAGGAUUAGUUGUUGCAUCCGACUUGUCUUGUUUUCGUGCGCUCUGA